AUGGCAAAGAAGCGCAAGGCGUCGGCCAAUUUGGCUGUGAAUGGCGCCAGCCAGGCCAAAAAGAAGCAAAAGGUCGAGGAGACAUCGGGAAAACUGCUCAUUGAGUGGCUAGAAGCAGAGACUUUGCUACUCAAGAGGCUACUUUACAGGGGUUUUGGAAGGUCAUACUCUAUCGAAUCAUGGAGGAUGAGUGGAGAGUUGACGUUAAAUGUAAAUGGAAAAUGUGGUGAUAAGGGACAAUGUAACUGCUUAGGUAAGGAUGGCAUACCUGGCCUAAAGGCCAAAAAAGAGACUAACCAACCGGUAAAUGGCUUCAUUAAGGUUACACAUAAUGUUAAGAAUGGAGGCACAUUUACUCUUAGUGGAACUCUUAACAAUGGAAACCAGAUAAGGGGAAAAGGAAGAACAACAGUAGGAGGUCCUAUACAUGGUGUCGAGGAGGUCUCUGUUUACUACUGGGUCGGGAAUGACAGAGAACCUAUCUUGCUUGGAAUUACUACUGGGGGUGAUAGUGGUAAACCCACCUACUAUUCAUAUACCAAGCAAAGUUUUAUUAAUGGAGUAUUAUAUAAAAAUUUUUGGUCACAUGCUGGUAAUGAUGCUAGCAAAGGACUUGUACAGCUGCUGGAUUUGAGAAACUGCCAAAGGAACAGUGCCGUUGUAUUUAACAUACAGGACCCUCGACACGGUUCUUUCACUGAUUAUUCUACAUCUUACUGUAAAAGAGUAACCGGAAAUAUCACAGAAUCAACAUUGGGACAAUCACCCAAUCCCCCAGGUAGUGACUAUGUUACUAAAACUUAUACAAUUAAAGGUGGAAACACAAAAAUUUCCAGAGUUUCCUAUAAGAACCAGCCUAUUGGUAUUCCUACUAUUAGUGAGGUAAUAAAUGUAAUAACGCUCUAUUCAUAUCCAAGUGCCGUGAAUGUACCUCUUAUGAUUGAGUUCAAGCCGCCUAACGGAAAUUCCAGAUGGUUUGAGAGUCAAGAUACAAGUGGUGCUAACUGGACAGGAUAUGGUAAUGAUAACAAUGGAUUCUACGAUAAAAACAAUUCUCAACUCACUGCAAAACUUUCUGAACAUCUUGACGAAGUAUUAUGCUCACGACAUAACAAUGUUACCCUUGACCUAUCAUACAGUAAAUCUACUAGUAAGCGGUCAUACUGUUGUACUCAGCAUAAAGAUGAAAAGAAAAUCUCUGUUCAGGAUGUAUCCAUUUCUUGUGUACAACAUGGACAUGGUUCAAGCUCUAUUACAGCCCACAAGCAUACUAUUAAUGAUGGUAAAUUUGGUGUGGCUGGUAUCUAUUACAACGGUGGCAAUGGCUCAAGGAAGAGGAGGAAUAUAAAAUUACACGGAUCGCCAUUCCCAAUAUCAGGUAUACAAAGUGUAUAUACGUUUUACUGUAACCUGGAAAAUCCGGUACUUAUUUAUGUUGAAAGUGAUGGCAUGGCCAAAGGAUGGUAUAAGAAGGGUACUGGGAAUGAUCCAUGGACAUGGAAAGGUGGUAUUCAUAAAAGCAUAACAACAACCGAGUUACAGAAUGGAAUGGAUUGCAUAAAGUUGCAGAAGCUUAGGAAAUAUCUAAAAGAUUGUGGUUGUAAUGGUUUGCAAGAAUGUCCUGAGAGUAGUAAUAAAGUUACUGAUGAAAAACUAGAAAAGGAACUCAAAGAAGAAGCCGAGAAAGCAGAAAAGGAACGAAAUGAAGAAAUAAGGAAACGAGAAGGGGGUAAAACUCCUGUUCCUACUCCUUCUGUCUCUCCAGGUAGUGAAAGCUCUGGAAGUAGUAGUGGAGUAUAUGGGUCAUCUAGUAGCGAUUCUGAUAUAUCCUUACCUCAAAAAGGAGAAAUUGCUCCACCUCCUCCUAGUAAUGGCGCUCAUAGACCUAAUGGUGAUAGUGUUGAUAAAGCUGCGGGAGCUGGAGUAAACCUUGGACCAUGGAAGGCGGCUGGAGGAGCUCUUGGUAAAGUUGUUAGUCCUGUAAUAGAUGGAUCAGUUAUAGCUACUGGACUUGGACUGUACGCUGCUGAUGAGAUUAUCGGAAAGGUAGUUAAACUAGCUGUAGAGACUCUUGGUGAUAGUAGAGCUGCUUCUGAAGUUACUGAAGCUAAUUCUGGUGCUCCUGGAGGAGGUAAAUCUGCUGCCACUCCUAAAGAUACUCUUUCUGGAGUUGGUGCUGAAUCUAAUGCUCCUCCUGAAGGACCUACUGGUAAAGAUGUUGACAGUGUUUCUCCUGGUCAAGAAACUGGAGCUCCCCCUGCUACUACUCAAGCUGAAACUACUAUUGCUGGUACAAUUACUAAUUCCUCUACUGAAUUAGGUUCUAUUCCUGCUUAUUCUGAUCCUGAAUCUCCUCUUACUCAAUCUACUGCUGCUACUGAAUCUCGUGCUAAAGAAGGUCAUCCUCAAACUGCUCGUCUUGAAGCCUCUUCUGUUGCUGAAACUUCUCAAACUAACUCUUCUGAUUGGAAAGUAAUUUUCGGGGGCUCUGCCUCUGCCACUGUUGUAUCUGGUUCUCUUACUGGAUUUGGCUGGUGGGUAUUUAAACGUUCUAAAGGAGACCCUUGGGUACUACUAUUGAUGCUACCGCCACAAGCUCAUAAUCACCUAUCAACAUUAUGGCUCGCAGCUUGCAUACUCUCAUUCUGGCCAUGUGUACAUCUACCCACCUUCAACAUAUUUACACAAAUCUACAGAACCGAAAUCAGCACCGAUUCACGCCAUACAUCAAGUCUCUGGACACAACUCUGCGUCAUUUAA
Theileria equi strain WA is the source of this 2760-nucleotide messenger RNA. RefSeq lists its product as hypothetical. The transcript has 2 exons. NCBI's taxonomy places the organism in Eukaryota, Apicomplexa, Aconoidasida, Piroplasmida, Theileriidae. Bases 1 to 2760 code for a protein of 919 amino acids. The record is from RefSeq and is a predicted model, not a curated record.